AUGUUCAAAAAAUUCAAUGAAAAAGAGAGCGUUUCAUCUGUAAAUACAGCAAAAAAUACCGUUUCAAAAACUAUUAAAAACAAAGUCUCGGAAAACUUUGAAAUUGCAAAGGAGUAUCUCGAUAAGAUUUUACCAAAAAAAGAACCGCUAAAGCUGCUCAAAUGUCAUGAUCAUAUCGAGCUUUUUGCGGAUCCCAAUGGGGAAGUGAUAUUUUUCCGCCAACGCGAUGGGCCAUUUGUUCCAACAUUAAAACUCCUUCACAAAUAUCCGUUUUUACUUCCUCAACUGCAAGUAGACCGUGGCGCCAUCAAACAUGUACUUAAUGGGUCCAAUAUCAUGUGCCCUGGACUUACUUCGCCUGGUGCCAAACUUUGCGAUGUUCCCAAGGGUACCGUUGUCGCUAUAAUGGCAGAGGGAAAAGAGCAUGCUGUUGCCGUUGGUAUUACUGCGAUGUCGGCCACCGAAAUGUAUAAUAAUGUCGGUGUGGAGACCUGGCACUAUCUGAAUGACGGUUUGUGGCUAAUGAAGUCGUGCUAG
Messenger RNA from Mesocestoides corti, 537 nucleotides. Lineage: Eukaryota; Metazoa; Platyhelminthes; Cestoda; Cyclophyllidea; Mesocestoididae. The record is from the annotation of a GenBank genome assembly.